CGGAGUAGGAAGCCCUGGGGCUUUUCGUUCAGAAUGGAAAGGAAACUUAAGGCGGUUUGGAUUAUGAAAAGGGUUCUUCUCCCCAUAUUUUGUGUCAUAUCGAUAAUGUUGACAUCUUACCCUGGCUCGUCGAAUGCAAGUUAUCUUUGCUGGUAAUGUCUUCAGGUGGUGAAUUAAAUGAGACAAGAGUACAUUUGCUACUUGUAGGAACGAUAGUGCCAACAGCUUUGGGUACGCUGUUCGUGGCUGGACGUCUCUAUACUCGGGGAGUCAUCACGAGAAAUUGGGGAUGGGAUGAUUUUUGCAUUGUAAUAGCAUGGAUCCUCACCAUCUUUGUUGCAGUCACCAAUGCACUCUUCUGUAGCUAUGGCGGCGGCCGUCACGUUGAACUCCAGACCCCGUCAGACCUAAAACCUUUCUUCAUCCUCGCUUUCGUGUCUCGAAUCCUCUACCAAGUAUCUCUUAUGAUGGUAAGAGUUGCCAUCUGUCUGGUCUAUUCACGAAUCUUUCAAGAUCGACUGAGCAAAAUCAUUGUAUACAGUCUAUUGGCUUUCCAGAUUGUAUCGACGAUUCCUCUUACGUUGAUUGUUGUUUUCCAAUGCGAUCCAAUCGUUUCGCAGUGGGAUUUCAGCGUGGAACAAGUUCGUUGUAUUGAUCCCUUGCCGGGAAUCAUUACUUUUACCACUUGUAGUGUUUUCAGUGAUGUGGCACUUAUUCUUUUUGUCGUACCGAGAGUGUUACCCCUCAAAAUCAACAAACGUCAAAAAGCAACGCUAGUCGCGAUCGUCAGUUUCGGUAUCCUCGUCAUCAUCGCCUCGAUCAUUCGCUUCAUUCGCUCUAAACCCAUUUUCACCGAGAGAGAUUACACGUGGAACCUGUGGGAAAUCACAACGUGGUCGAGUAUUGAACUCAACACUGCAUUGUUCUGUGUUAGUGCGCCGUGUCUGAGACCGCUGGUCAGGAAAAUGGAGCCCGAUAUUACGUGGUUGAAGAGCGCGGUGACUGCGAGUAGGAGUCAGGCAACGACGGUUGGAGGGAGAAGAAAGAGCUCGGCUGUGGGUUUGCAGGGGAAUAAUGGAAAUGGGAAAGUAGGAGGAGAAGAGAUGCCGCAAAAUGAUUUUAGAAUGGCGUCGAGAUUCACGGUGGGUGGAUCGCUGAGUUCUCUCAAUAAUAAUCGACCUGGAAUGGGAAGGAAAGAAUGGAGUAGAGGAAGAGGCAGAGAGGAAUGGGAAAUGAGUGCACUUGAUUCGCGAAAGGGAUCGAGAGCUAUAGGGGAUGAGGAGGAUUGGAUUGGUCUUGUUGAUGAGGGGACAGAUGAAGAGGAGAGGAAUAGGGAUAGGAUGCGGGCUUUGAGCGAUCCGUCUGUGGGGGUUAGGAUGGAUGAUACGAAAGGAUACUAAAUUUUUUGAGGUGGUUUAAAUGGCGCAAUUGUGAAUGAAUAAAGGGACGGCUGGAUGCCAGGAUACUUCGUGGAACUCGAAGCAAGGCGUUUGUUAUAUAUACCAACUAUACCACUUUGUUUGGAAAUGGAAAGGACUUGAAAGGGAAAGGAGGGAGCGGGUAGAAAAAAGAGCCGCAGACAAGAUGUGCC
Messenger RNA from Botrytis sinoallii, 1591 nucleotides. RefSeq lists its product as uncharacterized. The record is from RefSeq and is a predicted model, not a curated record. NCBI's taxonomy places the organism in Eukaryota, Fungi, Ascomycota, Leotiomycetes, Helotiales, Sclerotiniaceae. The coding region runs from base 156 to 1400 and encodes 414 amino acids. The transcript is spliced from 4 exons.